Ostrea edulis (European flat oyster) is the source of this 2457-nucleotide messenger RNA. RefSeq lists its product as uncharacterized. The coding region runs from base 251 to 1843 and encodes 530 amino acids. The record is from RefSeq and is a predicted model, not a curated record. Lineage: Eukaryota; Metazoa; Mollusca; Bivalvia; Ostreida; Ostreidae. The transcript is spliced from 11 exons.
UUUAUUUCAUGUCGCGUACAGUAGUUUUACAAAAUCCCAUGGAGAGUAUACAUGUACAUUGAUAGUGACACCACUGUCUAUGGGAAUAUCCCGCGUUGUUUGUGUAAACGGCAAACAGGAAGUAAAUGUGACACACCGUGUAACGGCGAGACCAGCCAUGUGAGAAUGGAAUUUAAAUCAAGAAGCACAGGAAUACAUGUGCAAUACUACAAGGAAGUUUAUUUCACCAUAAAAUUGUCUAAGUACAAAUAUGCUUGUUGCUUUGAUUAGACCAUGCAAUGCGAGGUCAAAGACAAUCACAAAUAAACGUUUUACCACGAGGAACAUCCUCUUCCUGAUUGCCAUAUGCUUGUCACUCUCAGAGGUUCGUACUAUUCCAACUGAUUACACCUGGUAUGGAGCACAGAAAACAUGCCAAGAGAAAAACGAUAGUUUGACAAUUCAGGAAAGAAAAUCUGACGAGUACUACUGGACGGGAUAUCAUGAAAGGAUUUCAAAAUGGAUCAAAUUGAUAGGUUGCUACUCUGACCAGGAUAUACCUAACAAGAACACCAAACACUUCAAUAUGUUCAAUUCAUCAGCCGGAUUAUGUCAGGAGUAUUGCACAUCGGACGGAUAUGCGUAUUUUGCAGUAAAGUCUCGACGUUGUCAUUGCUUAAUGGUUCUUCCAACUACUCAUUCCACGAAACCGUUAUGCAGCUUUGGUUGUGACAACAAAUUUGAUGAUAAAUUAUCGACUGAGUGUGGAGGAGAUACGGCUUUUAAUGUUUUUGCAACAAGUGAAGAGGAAUUCCAUGAUCAAUUACAAUAUAAUUGUCUCAACCUGGAGUGUGGCAAUAGCAGUAAAAUCUUAAAAACAGAAAAUUGCAGUGAUGCUUUACAUGCUAUUUGUGGGGAAAACCUUGCUAUAAGAGAUAACUAUAGUGGAUGGAGGAGCCAAUUGGAAAACUGCAAAUCUAGGAAUAAUGCCUAUCUUUAUGGAAACGUUGAUAUAAGAGGUGCUCCAGCAGCUUGUCGGAACAUAGCUAUGUCAUUUGAAAGUCCUAAUUGGAUAGGAGUCCUGCGAGAGCAAUAUCAAUCGGAAGACAGAAGCAAAUCAGGACCAGGCAAUAUAUCCAAAAACCGAGCCUUACUGUGUCAAAAAUGCAAUAGAGAUGGAUGUAUAUUCACAAAUUGUUACGAAAAAUUACACAAUACAGUAUUUUGUAAAACGUUGACAGUAACUAUUUCACCUCAAGGCUUGGCUGAAAACGAUGAAUCACUUGGAAGUAUCAUAGCACCAAUAAUCACAAUUACUAUUGUUGGAAUCAUAGGAGGUGUAUUGUUGUUUAUCUAUAUAAGAAGGAAACGACACCAUACAAAUAAUGAAACCAGGGAUAAAUAUCCCAAUACCUCUAAUAAUGCUGGAAACAAAGUGUGCAAAAAUGUAGAAACAAAACGAACUGAAAACAAAAAUGCAGAAUAUACUGAAAGUCACGAUCUUUCAGAAAGGGAUGGUUAUUUUGAUCUUGCAUCAUCAUAUCCAAAUCAUGGAGUAGCAGACGAGAAUAAUGGGGAAUGCAGCAGCCCCUAUAAUGACGCAGAGGAAGGAGAUUACGAUCAUCUCCGAGAGACAAAAUCGAGACAGAAAGAAACAGAUGACACAUAUCACCACGCCCUGCAUGUGCACGUCGGAGAUUCAUCCGAUUAUGACGUAACCAGACGGAAGUAUGACCAGGAAACAGAAAACAUGUAUGAUAAAACCGGAGGGAACAAUUUAGAUUCAGAAUAUGGAUACAACAAAAUGUUACCUAAUAAUGAAGAGAGUCCUUACGAUAAAACCUUCACAGCAUCGCAGAUUUAAGACAUUUUUGUACUUAAUCAUCUCGUUAUACACGGAUAUCAACGUUACCCGAGCACAUCUCUUUUCGUGUAAUGUUUAUUGAUGUGUCACGUUUACCAAGCUGUGAUGCAUGCACAUAAAAUUAUAUUUGUAAAUGACCAGGCAUAGCAACUCUUUAAUGUUUCUACCAAUUCUGCAGAGGCCUCGACAAAGUUUCAGCAAUCGUUUUCUCUUAUUUGUUCGAUUACGGAAGUUGUAUGAGUGGCUGUAUCAUGCGAUACUCAUAAUCAAAUGUAUUUGCUUUGCGAUUAACUAAAGUUGUUCAUCAAUGAAUUUUAUAACAUUCUUGGAAUCAAAGUAUGUUCCUCUUCUAUACGAAACUUUAUUAGGGAGAUUAAAUCCGUAGAAGUAUGUUAUUACUGAAACUUUGUGGAAGUGUUUGUGGACAUUUUAAGACUAUUGGGGUUAUAUAUACUAAGUUCAAUGUACCGUUCAAUGCGUUACAUUUAUUGAUAUAAUUUUAUGUACACUUAUCAUCGCAUGUUGAAUUUGCUCAUUUUCCGUAAUAGAUAGUGUGUGAGAAUGGCUUUACUCAAUUGUGAGGAAUUUAAGCAAUAAAACUACAAAGGUCAAAA